AAUAUAAAAAUACGAUUGAUAAAAUUUUACUCAUUCAGUUUCAAACAACCAGUAUCUAGUAGUAAUGGCAGACAAAAGUUGUGAUAAAAUUCUUAAGGGCCGCAAAGGUAACUCCGGUAUUCCGGAACUGCCCGUAGGACAGCUCCUGUUCCAAGCCCUCAAAAAUGCCCCAAAACAUAGCAUUGCUCAGGUCAAUGGUAAUACUGGUGCUACAAUAACAUUUGAACAAUUUUAUAAGGAAAGCGUUAAACUUGCUAUUGCCUUAAAAAAGAUCGGCGUACAGAAAGGGGACGUGGUGUCAAUCGUCAGUGAAAAUUUGAUUAACUAUUGGAUUCCCGUACUUGCUUCAGCCUAUCUGGGGGCUACUGUGAACCCCCUUAAUCCUAUAUAUAGUGAAGGUGAAAUGAGAAGAGCUCUGGACCAAUCGAGGCCAACAGUAAUAUUUUGUUCGGAAAAUGCGAAAGACGCAGUUGUCGGCCUUUAUGAGCAACUCAUUUACGUGAAGAGGGUUAUUACUUUCAGUGAAACCACCCCUUUCACAGACUCGAAAACAUCCUUACAAUUUUUCAAUGGUGUUGAAAAUGACAUUGACUCAUUCGUUCCAACCAAAGUCAGCAUGGACGACACUGCUUUUAUCCUUUGUUCGUCGGGAACGACAGGAUUCCCCAAAGGAGUCAUGUUGACCCAUAGGAGCCCCCGCCAUUACUUAGCAUGUAUGAGUGAUCCUCUAUUUGGAACCAUGUCCAAGGACUGUGUACGAUUGAUAUGUCUCCCUCUUUACCACUUGAUAGGGUGCAUGCAGCAAGUACUUUCAUUGUACUGUCAAUCGCUUUCUGUUGUUCUAUCUAAAUUUAAACCUGACGUAUUUUUACGAUGUAUACAAGAAUACAGGGUGAACCGUAUGCUAGUGGUUCCGACCCUCUGUAUAUUUCUCAGCAACAGCCCCUUGGUGGAUAAGUAUGAUAUCAGCAGUCUUGAGGAGAUAAGCUGGGGAGGAGCUUCGAUGUGCAAAGACAUUGAAGCAAUCGUUAAAAAAAGAUUAAAUUUAAAACAAGUCCGUCAAGCUUAUGGAACUACAGAGGUUGGUUCUGCGUGCACCAUACAAGUAGACCUCAAUAAAUCUGGAAGCGCCGGUUGCUUAUGCUACGAUUUCAUGGGAAAAGUGUGUGACCCCGAAAAGGACACCCUCUUGGGACCUGGAAAAGUCGGCGAGCUCAGGUUCAAAGGUCCUUCGGUUAUGAAGGGAUACAUUAGAAAUCCCGAAGCGACUGCCGAAUCCUUUGACGCCGACGGAUUUUUAAAAACUGGAGACGCUGGCUAUUACGACGAAGAUGGAUAUUUCUAUAUCGUGGACAGAUUUAAAGAACUUAUUAAAUACAAAGCAUUUCAGGUACCCCCUGCAGAAAUUGAAGCUAUUUUAUUAACCCAUCCGGCAGUUAAAGAAGCGGCUGUAGUACCAAAGCCAGACGAGAGAGCUGGGGAAGUCCCUAUAGCAUUUGUCGUAAAACAAGAUGGUAAAAACGUAACAGAAAAAGAACUAGUCGACUUAGUAGCUGAAAAAGUAUCUAUCCAGAAAAGAUUAUAUGGAGGAGUUAUUUUUACGAGUGAACUUCCAAAAAAUAAUACCGGAAAAAUACUACGACGAAACCUAAAAGAAAUAGCAAAAACCUAUAGUAUUUAGAAGAAAUGUUUUUUUUUUUUUUAUCAAAAUAGCUUAU
Messenger RNA from Agrilus planipennis (emerald ash borer), 1718 nucleotides. RefSeq names its product luciferin 4-monooxygenase-like. The record is from RefSeq and is a predicted model, not a curated record. The coding region runs from base 65 to 1681 and encodes 538 amino acids. The transcript is spliced from 7 exons. Gene Ontology annotation, molecular function: long-chain fatty acid-CoA ligase activity. Lineage: Eukaryota; Metazoa; Arthropoda; Insecta; Coleoptera; Buprestidae. Gene Ontology annotation, biological process: fatty-acyl-CoA biosynthetic process; long-chain fatty acid metabolic process.